This is a messenger RNA of Oryzias latipes (Japanese medaka), 11418 nucleotides long. It is a transcript of the gene col12a1a, whose product is annotated as collagen, type XII, alpha 1a. Gene Ontology annotation, biological process: endodermal cell differentiation. Lineage: Eukaryota; Metazoa; Chordata; Actinopteri; Beloniformes; Adrianichthyidae. The record is from RefSeq and is a predicted model, not a curated record. Gene Ontology annotation, molecular function: protein binding.
AAGGCUCUUCCCACUUGGAAGGAAACCUUUUCUUCUUGGACAUCUGCUGGUGGAGCCUCCAGCAGCUCGACAGAGGUGAGAGGGGUCCAGCUUCAAUUCAACACACUUCUCCCACUUUCCAGAGGAGGGGGAGGCUUCAGGCAGACUGCUCACAAAUAAAGUCCAUUCAAUCCUUUUGGGGGGACUUCAGUUGACUGAUUGAUGUGCUGCUGACCCCUCAGGCCUAAUCAUGAAGAUAAGGCUGUCACUAGCCACGGCUGCCUUUCUGGUAGGCUUCUUAGCCUCCAUAGAUGCCCAAGUGGAGCCACCCUCAGACUUGAAAUUUAAAAUUCUAAAUGAAAACACAGUGGAAAUGUCGUGGCUAAAGCCCUCAUCAAGGAUAGAGGGCUUCAGAAUACAAGUUGCGUCCGAUGCAGAUGAACCAAGCAGAGAUUUCACCCUUGAUGCAUACUCAACCUCAACCUCCAUCACUAAUCUGACUCCUGAUGUGGACUAUUCUGUGUCAAUAAGCUCCUAUUAUGGUUCAGAGGAGAGCAUCUCCAUUUUUGGUCAACUGACUAUCCAGUCCAGUAACACCACCAGACCAAGACCAACAUCAGAUGCACUCAAAUGUUCUGUCAGUGCAAUAGCAGACUUGGUAUUUCUGGUGGACGGCUCAUGGAGUGUAGGCAGAGAGAACUUCAAACACAUCCGGAGUUUCAUUGGCUCGCUAGCAGGAGCCUUCGAUAUCGGCGAGGACAAGACUCGAGUGGCUGUGGUUCAGUACAGCACAGAUACCCGCACAGAAUUCCCCCUGAACCGUUACACAAGAAGAGGAGACCUCCUUCAAGCCAUCAACUCACUACCAUACAAAGGAGGAAACACCAUGACUGGUGAUGCCAUAGAUUACCUAAUAAAAAACAUCUUCACUGAGGCAGCUGGAUCAAGGAAAGCCUUUCCAAAGGUGGCCAUGAUCAUAACUGAUGGAAAAUCCCAAGACCCUGUAGAGGAGCAUGCAAGAAGACUUAGGAACAUCGGAGUGGAAAUAUUUGUCCUAGGUAUCAAAGGAGCAGAUGAGGAUGAGCUCAGGGAAAUUGCUUCCACGCCUCAUGCCAAACAUGUGUACAAUGUGCCCAACUUUGAUCUGAUCCAAGAAGUGCAGAAAAGGAUCAUCACAGAAGUCUGCUCUGGUGUUGAUGACCAACUCACCUCUUUAGUCAGUGGAGAAGAAAUGGUGGAAGCCCCCUCUAACCUCCAGGUCACAGAAAUUGCAUCAAAAUCAAUGAGACUGACGUGGGAUGCAUCCUUAGGGGACAUCACAGGCUACAAGCUUACCCUCAUUCCCCUGGUGCCUGGCAUGAAACGGCAGGAACUCUACAUGGGAGCCACACAGACAUCUAUUAAUGUCCGUGACCUUUCCCCAGAGACCGAGUAUGAUAUCAGCUUGUUUGCACUCAAAGGUCUAACUCCAAGCGAACCUCUCACAGAUUUGGCAAAGACCCAACCUGUCAAGGUGUUAACAGAGUGUUCUAUGGAUGUGGAUGUGCAGGCUGAUGUGGUGCUGUUGGUUGAUGGCUCAUAUAGCAUUGGAUUACAAAACUUUGCCAAAGUUCGUGAAUUCCUGGAGGUCCUGGUCAAAUCCUUUGACAUUGGACCCGACAAAAUCCAGAUCAGCUUGGUCCAGUACAGUCGAGACCCACAUACAGAGUUUUACCUGAACACCCACCAUGACAUCAAUGCUGUCGUUAAAGCUGUGCGCAACUUCCCUUAUCGGGGCGGUUCCACAAACACUGGCAAAGCCAUGACCUAUGUCAGGGAAAAAAUCUUUGUACCAACUCGGGGAGCAAGGCAGAAUGUGCCUCGUGUCAUGGUCCUGAUCACAGACGGAAAGUCCUCUGACUCCUUUAGGGUUGCUGCAACCAAGCUAAGAAAUAUUGAUGUGGAGAUCUUUGCAGUUGGUGUGAAAGAUGCAGUGAGAUCAGAGCUGGAGGCCAUUGCUAAUGAACCAGCAGACACUCAUGUCUAUGAGGUGGAGGACUUUGAUGCUUUUCAGAGGAUUUCAAAAGAGCUAACUCAGUCCAUCUGUCUGAGGAUUGAACAGGAACUGCUCAAGAUCAAGAAGAAAAAUUUACUUCCACCCAGUAACUUGCAGUUCUCUGAGAUUACAUCGCGCAGCUUCCGUGCGACUUGGGUUGCACCUGCUGCUUCUGUCAUGUCUUAUCUGGUACGAUACCGCAAAGCUGAAGACAUCACUGGAGACUACAUAUCCCUGGCAGUACCUGGUCAAACCACCACAACAGUUCUUCUUUACCUCACUCCGAUCACCACUUAUGAAGUCAACGUCUAUGCUGAGUACGACAAGGGAGAUAGUUUUGCGCUGACUGGUCAAGAGACGACUCUGGAAGAACAAGGAACAGUGGAAAAUCUCCGAGUCACAGAGGAGACAACUAAUAGUUUUAGGGUAUCAUGGCAAGCCGCCCCAGGUUCAGUCAUUAGGUAUCGAUUGUCGUAUGUUCCACUCAGUGGUAUGGGAGAAAUACUCGAAGCUCAAACCCUUGGACCAGAAACAACCAUAGUUCUCCAAGAGCUAUUCCCCAUCACCACCUACAGGGUGUCCGUCUCUCCUGAAUAUGCCGCUGGCGUUGGAGAUGAGUUACAAGUGGAUGGUACCACUAAGGAAGUUAUUGGCUCACCACGAGAUCUUCGUGUCUUUGACGAGACAAUAAAUACUAUGAAAGUUGCUUGGCAGGCUGCUCCAGGAAAUGUAGUUCAGUACCACGUUACAUACAAACUCGCUGAAGGGGGUGAUAUAAACAUGGAAUUGGUCCAAGGAGAUAUCACCCAAGCUUUGCUAAAGAACCUCCAACCGGCCACUGAAUAUGAGCUAUUUGUCACAGCACACUACUCCACUGGACAAGGCGACCCUCUGAUGGGUGCAGGAACCACUUUAGAAGAGCUUGGCUCACCUAGAGACUUGGAGACCAGAGACGUCACUGACACCAGUUUUGCCGUGUCUUGGACUGCUGCUCCCGGUAAUGUCCGUCAAUACCGAAUCAAGUGGAAGUCAAUGUUCAGCGAGGAGACUGGAGAGAAAACUGUAGCAGGAGACACCACUACGGCAGAUUUGGAUGGUCUCACCCCAGAGACACGUUACCAAGUGUCUGUGUUCGCCCGCUAUGGCCAUGGAGAAGGCCAGCCAUUGGUUGGGGAAGAAACCACGGAUAUCUCAGCCAAUGGUAGAGUAAUUGUUGUCUCUGAUGAGACGGAGAAGAGCAUGAAAGUUACUUGGCAACCUGCACCUGGAAAUGUACUCAACUACCGCGUUACUUACAAGCCGCAGUCAGGAGGGCGCCAGCUGGCCGCCAAAGUACCUGGUGGCAACACAUCUACAGUGUUGAGGCGACUUACUUCCCUGACCACCUAUGACAUCACAGUUGUACCAGUGUACCGUUUCGGAGAAGGCAAAAUAAGGCAAGGAGAAGGAACAACAUUGACACCCUAUAAAGGUCCAAGGAAUCUCCAGACUUCAGAGCCCACCAAGACCAGUUUCAGAGUGACCUGGGACCAUGCUCCAGGGGACGUUAAGGGCUAUAAAGUUUCUUUCCAUCCAGCUGAAGAUGACAUUGAUCUAAGAGAACUUUUAGUUAGUCCCCAUGACAACACAGUGGUGCUAGAGGAGCUCAGAGCUGGUACCAAAUACACAGUGAGUGUGUUUGGCAUGUUUGACGGUGGGGAGAGUAUGCCUCUGGCUGGAGAGGAAAACACUACUUACUCUGAUGAUCCCGAUUCCUCGCCUGUUGAUGUACCAAAAAUGUCGUGCAAGACCAAAGCACAGGCAGACAUCGUGCUGCUGGUCGAUGGCUCUUGGAGUAUUGGACGUCUUAACUUCAAGACUAUUAGGUCCUUCAUUGCACGCAUGGUGGGAGUCUUUGACAUUGGUCCUGAUCGGGUUCAGAUUGGACUUGCUCAGUAUAGUGGAGACCCAAAGACAGAAUGGCACCUGAAUGCUCACCAAACCCGAGAGUCUCUUCUGGAAGCUGUAGCUAAGCUUCCCUACAAGGGAGGAAACACCAUGACAGGUCUGGCUUUGUACUAUAUCCUCCAGAACAAUUUCCAGGAGAGUGUCGGCAUGCGGCCCGGAGCUCGUAAGAUUGGUGUUUUGAUCACUGAUGGCAAAUCACAGGAUGAAAUCAUCGCCAGCUCUCAGAGCUUGCGUGAUGCGGGCAUUGAGCUUUACGCCAUUGGUGUGAAGAACGCUGAUGAAAAUGAGUUGAGGGCCAUUGCUAGUGAUCCCGAUGAGAUUCACAUGUAUAACGUGGCUGACUUCUCCUUCCUGCUGGACAUCGUGGACACUCUGUCUGACAACCUCUGUAACAGCGUCACCGGAUCAGAUAAUACUCCAGGUUCACCCACUAAUCUGGUGACAUCUGAGGUGACUCACCAGUCUUUCCGAGCCACCUGGACCGGCCCUGAGGGCCCGGUGGAGAAGUACCGCGUGGAGUACAUGACUGUAUCAGGAGCCCCUCAAGAGGUGCUUGUGGAUGGGACUGUGACCACCGUGGUCCUCCGGGGACUCGAUCCUCUCACAAAGUACCUGGUCAACGUUUACUCAGUGAUUGGAGAGGAAAGCAGUGAGCCUCUGAAAGGAACAGAGACCACACUGCCUCUGAGUGCUGUGAGAGAGAUGAGCGUUUAUGACGAGCAGAUGACCACCAUGAGGGCGAGAUGGAAGGCGGUGCAGGGAGCCACGGGGUACCUGCUGACGUACCGUGCCACCAAUGCCACUCAGCCCACUGUUGAACAGGAGAUGAGAGUGGCAGCGGGUACAACGGACGUCCAGCUGGUGAAGCUUACGCCCAACACAGCUUACUCGCUGUCCCUCUACGCCCUCUAUGGACUAUCAGCCAGUGAAGCACUCCUCCGGCAGGGAGUCACCUUGCCAAUGCCACCUGCAGGAGAGCUGAAUGUUCGGGAUGUCACCCACAGCACCAUGGUGCUCUACUGGGAUGCUGCUCCCGGUGCAGUUCGCAAGUACAUUAUCACCUACACUCCCGAGGACGGUGAAACUAAAGAACUGGAGGUUGGGGGAAGGAUUACCACCAAACUCCUGGAGAACCUCAUCUCACAGACUGAGUACAGUUUAACUGUAACUCCGGUUUACGAUGAAGGACGUGGACAGGCGAUGCUGGGAAGCGGAAUCACCGAUGUGGUUCCAGCACCAAAGAACCUACGAUUCUCAGAAAUUACACAGACCAGCUUCAGGGCCACCUGGGAGCACGGGGCCCCCGAUGUGGCUAUGUAUCGAAUUGCAUGGAGAAGGAAGGGAGAGACCAUCAAUGAAGGCGAGGAAAUUCUGAGUGAGGAGGAGACAACCUUUGUUCUGGAGAAUCUGGAUCCAGAUACGCCCUAUGACGUGUCUGUCACUGCAAUCUAUCCAGAUGAAUCAGAGAGUGAAGACCUGCUGGGCACUGAGAGGACAUUGUCCAAGUCAGAUGGUAGACCGAUACCAAAUGCACCUCCCACCAAUUUGGUUGUUUUCAAUGAGACCACCACCACCCUGAAUGCUAGGUGGACUCCACCUCUGGGUCGUGUCCAGAACUACAGGAUCACUUAUGUCCCCACAUCUGGAGGCCAGAGUCAGACUACCAUGGUUGGAGCCAAGAAAAACACAGUCCUGCUUCCAAAGCUGACCCCUGACACAGAGUACUCCAUCGGUGUUGUGGCGGUGUACGCCAAUGGAGUCAGCAGGGAGCUGAAUGGCCUUGGAAAAACCAAACCUUUGGGUGGUGUUAGAAACCUGCGUGUGACAAACCCCACCACGAGCACGUUGGAUGUGAACUGGGAACCUGCUGAGGGUAAUGUGCGCCAGUAUAGGGUCUUCUAUGUUCCUGCAGCUGGAGGAGAGCAGGAGAUGAUUCAGGUCUCCGGAAGCACCUACAAAGCAGUUCUGAAGAACCUGCAGUCGGACACUGUCUACACUGUCACAGUGACUCCUGUUUAUUCUACUGGAGAGGGGAAGCCCAUGUCUGAAAACGGCAAAACAUUGGAGCGCAGUCCUGCUAGGAAUAUCCAGGUUUUCAACCCCACAACUAACACUUUGAAUGUCCGCUGGGAAGCAGCCACCGGGCCGGUCCAGCAGUACAGGGUGGUCUAUGCUCCUUUGACUGGUGUGAGGCCAACGGAGUCGAUUUUGGUCCCCGGCACCACAACCACAGCACUGCUGCAGCAGCUGGUCCCAGACACAGCCUACAAUGUGGGAGUUGUUGCCUUGUACAGCGAUGGGGAAGGAACCACUGUCAGCGAUCAGGGAAAGACUUUGCCCCGGGGUGGUCCCAGAAACAUGCGUGUGUACGAUCCCACCACCAGUACGCUGUCUGUUAACUGGGAACACGCUGACGGUCCUGUUCUUCAGUACCGCAUCAGCUAUGCCCCAACAACAGGAGACCCUAUCGAGGAAUUUACCACAGUUCAAGGGAACAGGAACAAUGUGGUUCUUCAGAAUCUGGAUCCAGACACUCCCUACAAUAUCAGAGUGACUGCUAUGUAUGCUGAAGGAGCGGGAGGAGAACUGGAGGGAGAUGGACGUACAGUUGGAAUGCUCGGCCCCAGAAACCUGCGUGUAUCUGAUGAAUGGUACACUCGCUUCAGGGUGUCCUGGGACCCCGCCCCCUCCGCAGUCACUGGAUACAAACUCAUCUACCAGCCUGCGGGGUCUUAUGACUCAUCUGAGGUGUUUGUUGGAGAUGUGACCACCUAUCAGCUGCAAAACUUGAAGCCUGGAACUACCUAUGACUUGACGGUCCUAGCACAGUACAGAACGGGCAUCAGUGGUCCUCUAAAUGGUCAAGGCACCACAUUGUACCUCAAUGUGACAGGCCUAACCUCCUACAAUGUUGGCUAUGACUCCUUUUGCAUCCAGUGGGUCCCUCACCGAGCAGCCACGUCGUACAGACUUAAAGUCAACCCUUUUGAGUCCUUCAAGGGUGGAGCUCAAGAAAUCACAGUUCAGGGCCCAGAGAGUAAAUACUGCUUUGACAACCUGACCCCUGACACUCUUUACAACGCUACGGUUUACGCUCAGACCCUCAACCUUGAAGGACCUGGAGUCAGUAUUAAGGAGAAAACAUUGGUCAAACCCACCGAGGUGCCAACCGAGCCUCCCACCCCUCCCCCUCCAUCAAUAGUGCCUGAUGCUCUUGACAUGUGUAAAGGUGCGAAGGCUGACUUGGUCUUCCUCAUCGACGGCUCAUGGAGUAUUGGAGAUGACAGCUUUGCCAAAGUCCUCCAGUUUGUCACUAGUGUGACAGCAGCUUUUGAUGUUGUUAGCCCAACUGGAAUGCAGGUUUCAUUUGUGCAGUAUAGCGAUGAUGCUAAGACUGAGUUCAAACUGAACACCUACCACAACAAGGGCAUUGUCCUAUCUGCACUGAAGUCAAUCCGCUACAGGGGAGGCAACACUAAGACUGGCAUUGCUCUGAAGCACGUCUAUGAAAAGGUACUAACGUCCGACAAUGGCAUGAGGAGGAAUGUCCCGAAGGUGCUGGUUGUUGUCACAGAUGGUCGUUCUCAAGAUGAAGUCAAGAAGAGCGCAGAAAAACUUCAGCAUUCUGGCUAUAGUGUGUUUGUGGUAGGAGUGGCUGAUGUGAGCAUGAGAGAACUGGCAGUUAUCGGCAGCAAGCCCACCGAAAGACACGUGUUUGUCGUUGACGAUUACGACGCUUUUUCCAAAAUCCAGGACAACUUGAUCACAUUCAUCUGUGAAACGGCUACCUCCACUUGCCCUCUCAUCUACAUCAAUGGAUACACCACACCUGGAUUUAGGAUGCUGGAAGCUUUCAACAUCACAGACCGAACAUUUGCUGGCAUGAAUGGUGUCUCCAUGGAGCCAGGUUCUUUCAACAGCUUCAUUGCCUACAGGCUGCACAAAGAUGCCUUCCUAAACCAGCCCACAAAGGAAAUCCACUCCGACGGCCUUCCUCCAUCCUACACUAUAAUCCUGCUCCUCCGCCUGCUGCCUGAUACACCCUCUGAACCUUUUGAUAUCUGGCAGAUCUCUGACAAAAACAACAACCCUGAAGUUGGAGUCACUAUGAAUCCUUCCAGCAAAACACUCACGUUCUACAACAAGGACACCCGGGGAGAGAUCCAGAGAGCCGUGUUCAAUGAGGAGCAAGUGAAACGGGUUUUCCACGGAAGCUUCCACAAGCUCCACAUUACCGUCUCCCCAGAGAAGGUCAAGCUCAACGUGGACUGCCAAGAGGUGGCAGAGAAGCCAAUCAAGGAGGCCAACAACAUCACGCUGGAGGGCUAUGAAGUGCUUGGCAAGAUGGUCAAAUCAGGAGGUGGAAAGAGGCAGUCCGCUACAUUCCAGCUCCAGAUGUUUGACAUUGUCUGCAGCUUGAGUUGGAUCAGCCGUGACAAAUGCUGUGACCUGCCUGCUACGAGAAUUGAGUCCAAAUGUCCUGCUCUUCCCCACUCCUGCACAUGCACCCAAGACAGUGUUGGGCCCCAGGGGCCUCCUGGGCCUUCGGGCAGCCCAGGGUCUAAAGGACCCAGAGGAGACAGGGGAGACCCAGGCAAACCUGGUGCAAUGGGUCCACGAGGUGAGCCAGGACUCCAAGGUGCAAUGGGCCCACCAGGCCCACAAGGCCCUAAUGGACUGUCUAUCCCCGGAGAACCGGGUCGCCAAGGACCAAAGGGAGAUCGUGGAGACUCAGGCCUGCCUGGGCUGCAAGGUCCUCCUGGGCCGCGUGGUCCUAUGGGUCCUGUCGGACAAAGUGGAGCACGGGGGCCACCAGGAAAGGAAGGAUCAUCUGGACCCAGAGGCCCACCAGGGCCCAUGGGAAGUCCAGGAAAUCCAGGUGUACCUGGUAUGUCUGGAAAACCAGGAAAGUCAGGAGAACCAGGAAGUCCAGGACCUGUUGGCCUUAAAGGAGAAAAGGGAGAGCGGGGAGACUUUGCAUCCCAAAAUAUGAUGCGCUCCAUUGCCAGACAAGUUUGUGAACAGCUCGUGAGCAGUCAGAUGAGCAGAAUUGACGGGAUGCUCAAUCAAAUUCCUUCUGGAUAUCGUAAUGGCAAUCCAGGCCCGGCUGGUCCUCCUGGUCCCCCUGGCAACCAAGGACCUCGUGGAGAGCCCGGACAACCUGGAAAAUCUGGUUUCCCUGGAAGCCCAGGAUUACCUGGAAAUCAAGGAGAAAGAGGGUUACCAGGAGAGAGGGGGGAGAGAGGACCUCCAGGAGCAGAUAUCAGAGGACAAAGAGGUCCACCUGGACCAGCAGGUCCACCAGGGGAGUCUAGAACAGGUCCCCCAGGUUCUCCUGGCUCUGCUGGAUCCCGUGGCCCCCCAGGUCGUCAAGGUAAUCCAGGUGUGAGAGGACCACCAGGACCCCCUGGAUACUGUGACUCCUCUCAGUGUGUUGGUAUUCCUUACAAUGGACAAGGAUACACAGGUUUGGCAUAAUAAGCUUUCUAAGCCAUCUGUGCCACUUACUCUUGGCUCUGAAGGCCUGUUUCUGAGAUGUUUGCCAUUAUGCUUUGGGGCUUGUAAGGAUAAUCACCAUGGACAUAAUUAACUGAACAUUUAAACAAGUAUCAUGAAAGUCAGAAAAAAGUGAAAGGAGCGGACUGGCACUAACAUCAUCUCACAGCUGCAAGCUACAGUGAUGGCUACCUGCUGGCCUGGUUGCAUUUUGAACCACAAACCGCUGAGGAAUAUAAACAAAAAAAGAAAAGACUGAGAAUCCCGACAAUGGAAGCAGCAUGUACAAACACCAGCCAAAACGAUUACUAACAAGGAGGAUGCCAUAAUGUUAAUGUAGAGGUGAUAUGUGUAAAUAGAACAUUUCUGUUGUUGCCAUGUAAAUGAUUGUGUAAACCAGGGUGUUUCACUAAAACUCAUGAUAACACAUUAAUGGAGCUUGUGCCUCAUAACCCACUGCUUACGUACUUACAACCAGCAUAACCUCUGUUAAUGACUCCUAAGUGCCUUAUUCAGCUCUACUCCACAAUGAAGCAUGCUUUUACUAAGUUUUUUCAAUUUUCACAAAACUAAAUGGAAUUUUUUUAAACUAGUUUUUAGUUGUCUGUACUGUACCAAAUUUAUUUUUUGUUUUGUUUUGUUUUUUUGCUGAGAAACUGGUACUUUUGCAUCACAUUCUGGAGAAGUUUUUACGUCGAUGAGCUGAUUCUAAGUUUAAAGGGGAACUUUAUUUAAAAAGCAAAUAUUGAUUCGAAAAUGUCCAUUUGACAACAAAUGCUAGCAACCUAGCGUUAGCUCCAAUUAGCUUAGCAUGUUGUAUGGUUUCAUUAAGAUUUGUGGCUUCCCAAAUAUUGUCCCCAUUGGGUAAUUGAAAUGCUAAGCUGAGCAAAUUACAGCUGUAGUGUUUAAUGUCCUGUAGCCGUUUGUUUGAAUGUCAUGACAGCAUGCAUUUUUGGUGUUAGGGUAGUAUUUUGACACAAAACCUUUUGUGUAAUGUAAUAUCAUUUAAACCAUGCAUGUAAAAAGUUGUAGACAAGGUAUUUUUUUCUUCUUUUUAAAUGUUUUUUGUUAUUUUUGAUUGGCUAAAUAUUUUUCUAGCUCCACGCUACCAGCCUGAACCUGAUGUAGCGUCUAUACCUGUGGAGCCAACUGAAGAGUUUGAGACAGUACAAUCAUCAGGUUAUACAAGGAACCAACGGGGAAAGAGAUCGCUACCACUAGACAAUUCAGGAGCAUCAUAGCUCCAAUAAGGAGCUCAGAGUACUAUUGGGGACAAAAAUGUCACUUUUUUUUUUUGAGUAAGGAUGAAGAAAUGCUCAGAACAAGACUAAUACAUAUAUGGGUUUGAUACCCCUGGUUAUAUUGAGCAUAUAUUUUAUUGACAUGAGAAAUUUUUAGCAAAAUGAUAGCUAUCUUUAUGUUACAAACCUGUGUGCUUGCAAAUGCUUCCCUUCCGUGUCUGUGUUUAAUGCAAUGACAACUUUUUUUUUUAUCAGACUCCAGUGUGUAAAGCACUAAUCAUGUGAAAAUCAGCAAAAAAGAUGAGCAAAGUCAUUGAUUUGUAUUUUUGUUUUUUAAUUAAGAGCCCAUAAAGUUGAAAAAUGUUGGGUCAUCAUUGCAACUAAUUGAAUCCAAAUGAAAUUUUCUCUUAAAACAAAUCUUCAAUGGGAUAUUUCAUCCAUCCUGCAAACAGUAUUCAGAUGUACAACAAUAAAUUUUCUGUUUCUUUUUUUUUGUUCCAAAAGUGGAAUUGCAUGAUUGUGUUGUAUAUUUACUGAAGUCAGAAUAUAUUGUUGUUUUCUGUCAAUGCAGUUUGGAUUUGGUUGCAGGACUUUAAACAUAGGAUUGCUUUUCUCAUGUUUUAACUGCACAUUUUGUGAAAUCCACACAGCCUUAUUUUCUUAUUUAUUUCUGAAAUGGAAGAGGCAUUUUUCAAUAAAACUACUGAAAAUGUAGAACUU